GGGCUGAGCGGGGCCGCAGAAGCCUCUGCCUCCCGGGAGCCGGCCGUGCGCUCCGGCCGAGCCUCCCAAAGGGUGUCCCCCCCUGUCGCCUGCAUCCCCGACAGUGCGGCAGGUCCUACCACUCGCGAUCUGCAGACAUGUCUGAGUUUUGGCUAAUUUCAGCCCCUGGUGAUAAGGAAAAUUUACAAGCUCUGGAGAGGAUGAAUACUGUAACCUCAAAGUCCAACCUGUCCUACAACACGAAAUUUGCUAUCCCUGAUUUCAAGGUGGGGACCUUGGAUUCCCUUGUUGGUCUCUCUGAUGAGUUGGGGAAACUUGAUACCUUUGCUGAAAGCCUCAUAAAAAGAAUGACACAGAGUGUGGUGGACGUCAUGGAAGAUUCCAAGGGCAAGGUCCAAGAGAACCUCCUGGCUAAUGGAGUUGACUUGACAUCCUUUGUGACUCACUUCGAAUGGGACAUGGCCAAAUACCCUGCCAAGCAGCCACUGGUGAGCGUGGUGGACACACUGGCCAAGCAACUGACGCAGAUUGAGACAGACCUGAAGUCCCGCAUAGCCUCUUACAAUGUUCUAAAGACCAACCUGGAGAACCUGGAGAAGAAAUCCACGGGGAACCUCUUCACUAGGACACUGAGUGAUAUUGUCAGCAAAGAAGACUUUGUGCUUGAUUCGGAAUAUCUCAUCACGCUGCUGGUCAUUGUUCCUAAGUCAAGCUAUGCACAGUGGCAGAAGACCUACGAGUCUCUCUCAGACAUGGUGGUCCCUCGGUCAACUAAAUUGAUUGCUGAGGACAAUGAGGGCGGCCUUUUCACAGUGACUCUCUUUCGAAAAGUGAUCAAUGAUUUCAAAGUCAAAGCCAAAGAAAACAAGUUCACCGUCCGUGAGUUUUACUAUGACGAGAAAGAAAUUAAAAGGGAAAGGGAGGAGAUGACCAGACUACUGUCUGAUAAGAAGCAACAGUAUCAAACUUCCUGUGUUGCUCUUAAAAAGGGAUCAGCCACCUACCGGGACCACAAGGUUAAGGUAACCCCGCUAGGUAACCCUGCUAGGCCUGCUGCGGGGCAGACCGACAGAGACAGAGAGAGUGAGGGCGAGGGCGAGGGCCCUCUGCUACGCUGGCUCAAGGUGAACUUCAGUGAGGCCUUUAUCGCCUGGAUCCAUAUAAAGGCCCUGAGAGUGUUUGUGGAGUCGGUGCUCAGGUAUGGACUGCCAGUGAACUUCCAGGCUGUACUCCUGCAACCCCAUAAGAAGUCCGCCACCAAGCGCUUGAGAGAGGUGCUGAAUUCUGUCUUCCGGCACCUGGAUGAAGUUGCUGCUGCGAGCAUACUGGAUGCGUCUGUGGAGAUCCCUGGACUGCAGCUCAGUAACCAGGACUAUUUCCCCUAUGUCUACUUCCACAUUGACCUCAGUCUUCUUGACUAGGAGCCUAGCCAGCCUACGUUCCCUACAGCCUCAGAUCUUCUUGCUUUAAGCCAGAGAAUAAGUCCUACAGGAUUCUGAUUUCAGAGAAAAUGCUCACAGACGUUACUUAAGAGUGUAUUUAUUUUUUUAAGUUACAAUAAAAUGCUCAGUCCUUUAAAGUGUCUUUUCUUGUGUUCUAAUGUAACUCCCAACUCCUUUUCCUGAGCGUUUUACAUAAAUGUGAAAGGCCUGUAACCCACUGCUGUCUUCAUGAGGGUUUUUAUGGGAGAUUAGAGGGAACAGAGAACACCUGAACCUAAUAAUUAACCACUGUGAUACCUGAAGACAAACGGGUAUGAAAUGCAGUUCUUACUUGAUAACCAGUUUUCUACAUGGAAUCGAAUUCUAGUCAGAGGUCUUGCUUUUUCCAUUUUAAAACCAUUUACAGGGAGAUGUGAGGGCCAUCAGUUCACAGUAAUUUCUGGCUAAACAUCAGACUCUGAGCUUAUGAUGUGACACUAUUUAUCAGCAUUGUCCAAAAUAUUUUAUUCUUUAAUGGAAAAAGCCAUUAAUAUUCAAAUGAAGGAAUCAAAUUUUAAAAACCCUAUAUAUAAGAAACAGCCUCCAAGAACAUUUAAGCAGCAG
This is a messenger RNA of Nannospalax galili (Upper Galilee mountains blind mole rat), 2045 nucleotides long. It is a transcript of the gene Atp6v1c2, whose product is annotated as ATPase H+ transporting V1 subunit C2. NCBI's taxonomy places the organism in Eukaryota, Metazoa, Chordata, Mammalia, Rodentia, Spalacidae. Gene Ontology annotation, cellular component: lysosomal membrane; vacuolar proton-transporting V-type ATPase, V1 domain. Bases 138 to 1421 code for a protein of 427 amino acids. The transcript is spliced from 14 exons. Gene Ontology annotation, molecular function: proton-transporting ATPase activity, rotational mechanism. The record is from RefSeq and is a predicted model, not a curated record. Gene Ontology annotation, biological process: proton transmembrane transport.